This is a messenger RNA of Schistocerca gregaria, 11739 nucleotides long. Its product is annotated as WD repeat domain-containing protein 83-like. Lineage: Eukaryota; Metazoa; Arthropoda; Insecta; Orthoptera; Acrididae. The record is from RefSeq and is a predicted model, not a curated record. The transcript has 6 exons. Gene Ontology annotation, molecular function: protein binding. Gene Ontology annotation, cellular component: catalytic step 2 spliceosome. Gene Ontology annotation, biological process: mRNA splicing, via spliceosome. Bases 157 to 1128 code for a protein of 323 amino acids.
UAUCUUCGAUAUAGUAGCUGUGAGUUAGUAUACAAAAACUGAUGUGAUUGUUUACAUAGUGUUGUGGCACUUUGCAGCAUUUGGUAACUGAUACAUAUUAUUGUGAUGUGAAGGUUACCGGUUAAUAAAGCAAGUCUGUGUUGGAACGUCGUGAAGAUGUAUAAGACGUCAGAUAAGAAUGAAGAUAGUUCUGUCAAGUUGAAUUAUGUCUGUAGGAACAUUGUCGACUGCAAACAGGGAACGGUGAGAGCUGUGCGUUUCAAUGUUGAUGGUUCCUACUGCUUGACAUGUGGUGCAGACCGUACUUUAAAACUGUGGAACCCGCACAGGUCACUACUACUGAAGACAUAUUUGGGACACGGAGGGGAGGUCUAUGAUGCAGCAGGGUCUUGUGACAACAGCCAGCUGUGCUCUGGAGGCGGUGAUCGCAUAGUGGUGCUGUGGGACGUGGCAACAGGAAGGCCCCUCCGACGUCUCCGUGGACACGCAGGUCGCAUCAACUGUAUCCGUUUCAAUGAGGAAUCCAGUAUCAUUGUCUCUGGAUCACAGGACUGCACUGUGCGUUGCUGGGACAUCCGUUGUCGGCAGACACGUGAUGCCGAGAUGGUCUUGGCAGAAUCUUCAGAUGCAGUGACAUCACUGUUCGUCACUGACCAUGAGAUAGUGACAGGAUCACUGGACGGAAGGGUACGGCGGUACGACGUACGAGCUGGUGAACUUGUCACAGACUGUGUUGCCCAGCCGGUGACGUGUGUCAGUCAAACACGGGACGGACAGUGUGUCGUGGUGAGUGGCGCAGAUUCUACGGUCAGGUUGCUGGACAGGGACACAGGGGAGCUUCUCGGAGAGUACCGUGGCCACGACGUGUCUGGCUUUACGACGGAGAGCUGUGUCGAUAAUACGGACCGCCACGUGCUGUCCGGGUCAGCCGAUGGCCACGUGUACUGCUGGGACUUAGUGCGUGAGAAGCUGACGGAGACACUGGUGCACGGAGAGGUGAAAGGCAGUGCUAGUGUCGUGUCUUCCCUGAGCCCACACCCACUGCGGUCUGGCCUGCUGUCAGCUGCUGGAGGCACAGUCAAGUUGUGGGGGCCAGAAGAAAGCCCAGACGAUGCAGACGAGGUGUGACCCGAUGCAAGGGUUCAACACUUUUGAUUAAACUGAUUUCUGUUUUAAACUGAUUCUGAUUAAUUACUACCCUGUACAUAAAUGUUUAAUAUUUAACUGAGUACCUAGCAUCGGGUUUCUCAGUGUCAAAAUCAGUGUUGAUGGCAGCACUGUACGAGUACAAAACCAAGUUCAUUAAUAUUAAACUCUGAGAUUACCACUUAAUAAAAUAAUUUUCACACAUUAAAAUACUAAUGUUGAUUUUGUGGAAAUGACAAGAAUAUCCAUUUAUUUAUUGAAAGUGUGACAUAUUGUGUGUGAACUGAGAACUAUAAUAUGGCACAUGGACUGCCCAGUUCUGUCCACUAGCAGUGGAGAGACUUUGUGCUUUAGCGAUCUGCAGGUGUUCAUUGUCAGCUGUGCAGAGUACUGUUAGCCGGUGUUGACUGCGUUGUCUUCUUUUUUUCUGAGCUGUGGUGCCACUGUCUGUGUGUUGUUAAGCUAUUUUUUGUGAUUUUUUGGAAAAUGAUGAUUGAGUUAGUUGGUGGCCUAUUGCUGGUGUUCCUUCUACUGAAGUAUGGAAAAGGAAGCCACUUAUCAGGAGCAGUUCAGGAAAAUGGUGUUGAAAAUUGUGAAGUGAUGUGAUGCUGAGAAAACUGAAAAAGAACUGUUACCUCUUGCAGUCUUCCCUCAGAGCGAUGACUUAGACUUGCGAGAGUCUGUGUAGUGUUGCUGUAAUUUGUGAGUGUGCAGGAAUCACCCAGAUGUAUCUGCAAGAAUUCCUGGCAAGAAGCAGUUAAUUUCAGUUACAGGUCAAUUAAAGAGUAAUUUGAAACAGCUCUGCAUAUGAUCCUAAUUACAUUAAAAUGUGUCCUCUUGAUACUGGCACAGCACUUCGCAUAGAAUGACAGAUGCAUACAAUGACUAGUAGUACAUUUUGACCCAUUUUUGUAAAGGUUCAUUUUUGAAUGCAGUUUCAGUUCCUAAAAUCUCUUUUUGUUCCCUUCAUCUCAGAACACAUAGCAGGGAAAGUGUCACAGUUGUUGCAACAAAUGUGUCAUCAGGCUCACAAUGGAAGAGUUCUGUAAUAUGCAAAACGUAAUGCCCACUGUGCAUAAAUUUCAUGCCAGUUCUUCAACAGAAAAUGGACUGGAAAUGGAUUACCAUCUCCCUGACCCAAAUGUUGGAUUGAGAAAGGUUGAAAAAAAGAUAACUUUAUUGAACACUGGCAUCCCUAGUUGUUCAUGGAAAUGAAAAAUAUUAGGAAAGCUGGCAUAGAAAUGUUUUAUUUGGACGAAUCCUGGAUGGACAGUAACUCAGUGUGGUAAAUGCUGACAAAAGAACGAUGUGGUUAUUACUGUGUGGGGAAGCAUCUCCAAAAGACUAAUAGAUGAAAGUGUGGAUUCUAAAACAGGAUUCAUUAGACAAGCACAGCUAAAGUUUUGCGCCAAAUCAACCCUGGAAUACUACCGAGGGCAGACGAAUUCGGCUAAUUUUGAAAAAUAGUUGGAUGAGCUUGUGCCUCCAAGUAUUCCUCCCCUGUCCAUAAUAAUCAUGAACAAAGCUCCUUAUCAAAACAGGCAAGUUAACAAACCACCCAUGAAAUGUCAUAGGAAACUGCCAACAAGAGAAGAGAAAAAUAUAAUGAGUACACAACAAGUAAGUGCCACAAAGUAAUUCUUAUGCUGCCAUACAGUUUUGACUUUAGUGUGAAUAAAGCACAACAUUACAAGUGAAAUGUUUCCUGCAAAUAUUUUCAAUCCUGCAGGUGGUUGCUUUCACAUUGUUACUGAGGAGGACUGGAAAGAGUGUUGCAGAAAGGCAUAACAGCUCAAGAAGGAGCACUGGAGACACGGCGAUGUAAUGGAUGUAGCCUUACUGUCAACAUUGUCACUUCAGACACUAGUGACAAGUAUGAGAACACACACACAGGCAAGAAUAAAACUGUUAAGUGUGCCAGAGCUUCAAAGAACUAGAGUUCUUCAUUCUAGUUUUAUUUCUUUGUUCAUGUUUUAAGUUACUAAUGUUUUGUUAAAAUGUGUGCUAUCCAGUGAAUUUCAAAAAACAGUAAGUUGUUUUGUUAGUUGUACUUCUAUCUGCGUCUAACUUCACAUUUAUUUCGACAACUGAUACAUAAUUUUCUUCAAUAAAUGUCUUUCUUUAAUAUGUCAGUACAAACAAUGAUCUCAGUUUCGAUAACAUGAAGUAUUUAAUCGAUCAUUACCUCUGUUUUGUGUGUUGCUGCUUUUGUGGCAGCUCUAAACACAGGUUUGUGCUGACAUAUUGCUUGCUUAUGUUACUCGGAGGCAGAGCUUAUUCCCCACCUGUCUCCACAGCAGACCCUGUGCGCUCUCUCUUCAUCCCUGCUCACUACAUGUCAAGUACAGUUCACGAGCAGUACACAGAUGUAAGCCUCCACACAGAACACUGUUGUAAGUGCAGGAAAAAGCCAAGUAUAAAUUACAGUCGUUCUCAGGCGAGUUAAAAUGUAAAGCUGGGUGCUGGGUGUGGCAGAGGGGUCAUAAAGAAACAAAACCCAGCUGGAUAGCCGAGGCGGAAGUCCUAACUGUCGGGCAGCUGUGCUUAGUAAGAAAGUAAACAGACUCCAGAUUAUAAAGAGACAAAAGAAGCUCUGUGUAGGGGACCUGUGAUAAGCAGUCGAUUUUGAGUAUGAACAGAGGGCACUUUUGGUUAGAGAGAGAAGUGUGGAAGCAGAGAGAGAAAGAAAGAGGGCCCUUGGUGGAGAUAGCACUACAUCAUGAGGAGCCAAUGAGGGCCUCAGGACACAGUGCGUGACCAUAUAGGGAGAGGCACCUCCACCCCUCCACACAGCUUCUGAAGGAAAAUAAUGAAAUUAAUACUUAAAGAAUACCAAACAAGGACAAGUGCACUCACCUGCCAAGCACUGGCAGGAUCGAAGGGGGAAAGCUAACAAAACUCGGGAGCACGCCGCUCUGGGGCUCUCGAGGUUAGGCUCCUGGUAACGACAGUAAUCAGUGUGGAUACCAGCAACUUGGGGUGAGGAACAGGCUGUAGGCAGGCAGCCGGAAGUAGUCGCCGAUGUGUGUUUAGGCAGUGGCCGCGGGACUCUGGUGUAGGGCGCUAAUGUGGGCAGCAGUUUCACUGAAGAGCUACUAUCAGGUAGUCGGAAUGGUGGUAGUUAGUCGCCGUCUCUGUGAAAGACUUGGCCAUUCCGUGGGUACAGUCACCAACACAGUUAGGGUGAUCUGUAUUCUUUCUGAAUAAACUAGAACUUGUGUAAUGUUCAGAAGAGUUUAUUUCCACCCACUUCCUAGCCUUGUAUCUUCACACCAGGGAUUUCAACAUCUUAGCCAGAUCAAAAGUCUCCCUCAAACUAAGGUCAACCGGCUGAAUCCCUUUCAUGAACCGUGUUGCUCAGUCGCCAGCAAACCCCACACUUGGGAUGCAACAUAAAUAAAACUUUUGGUGCCAGGUAUGGGGUACCACAAAGGCACAUAGACAUUUAGGAGGUACGGGACAGUAGAAUUUGCUACACCGACUGUGGCAACCUGCAAGAAGUUGUGGCGGCUUGCAACUUUCAGCGUUAGUAGCCCCACUACGGCAGAGGCCAGAAAUGUAGUCCUCACAGGUGCAGGGCAAUGCAGGACAGUGGCAGAAAGACGCAGAGUGACGAGGCACAGGGGUGCCAUAGCAGCCAGCGGUUUGAGACCGAGGGUCCGGGCAGAGCUGCAGCAGACGCAGAAGCAGCCGUAGCAGCGGCAGCCAAGGCGAGCAAUGGGGUCGGCAAAGUGCAGCAGAGCGGCAGCCGAUGCAUCACAGCAGCAUGGGCACAAAGACAGUGCACAGCAUGGGACAACGUGGAUCAACAGGCCGACGACGCACCACAAGAGAAGCGGUACUUAUAAAUUUUGUAUUAAGAAUAUUGUAGCUUUAAAUUUUGAAUAUAGUUAAGUUGGUAAGAUGCCCCAGACUAACGAAGUUCUGUCGUCCUCUAGUAGCAGUAAAAUGUCAGUUAAGGAAGCAUUGUGUAUUGUGUUGAAAGUGUUCAAAGGGAAUAAAAGGGAUCUCAGAGAAUGUAUUGAGAAUGUGGAUGCGGCAUUUGAGCUUGUAAAGUCAGAGCAACCUGAAACAUUAUUGAAAUUUGUUAAAGGAAAGAUAACUGGUGAGACUAGAUUGAGAUUGCAAAUGCAUGAAUGCACAGGUACAUAGCAAGAAGUGAAAUGUGGUUUAGAAGAAAACUAUGCGAGUAAGCAUGCCAUAGACAAGCGAGACAGGGACAGGGAGAGCCAAUAGCGAUGUGGGCAAGUCGAAUUGACGAAGUGCAGAGAGAUUUUAGGGAGGCAGUAAACAGAGUCACGGCUAGAGAUAAUUUAAAAGGCACAAUAGAACUGGUUGAUUUGCUGUGAAGAGCCUGCUUUAUACACAGUGUAAGCAGUGAUAGAAUCCAAACAAUAGCGAGAAGUAGAGGUGAUGAAAUUACGUUGGCAGCAGGUGUGGAGUUAGCCCUGCCAGAGGAAAGCACAAUACUGUCCAUGAAAGACCGGGGACUAGCCCCGAGGGCAAUCUUUAACUGUGGAAAGGAAACGGUGAAGAAUGCAACAGAGAUUAAAGAAUUGAAAUGUUUCACAUGCCGGUUGAGAGGUCAUAUUGCAAGUAUGUGCAGAAAGAAUACGCCUGAGGGUAGAGUACGGGCAAUGACGGGUAAAGAAUUCACAAACUUUUGCUGUGGGUGCGACAAGCUGGGGCACACAGACACAGAAUAUCGGGUGAGGUUAAGGGAGGUUCAUCCGAUAGAUGUAAGAGACUUCCGAGGAAACCAUAGAGAAACCGAUGGAGGAUUACGGGAGUGGAGAUGUCCACAAUGUAUUUUACCAGGGAACUGUAGAGUCCCAUGUAAAAGGAUGAAAGACGUAGCCUGCUUCAAGUGUAAGUGGCAGGGCCACUAUGCUAAAGAUUGUCAUGAAGGGUCCUGACAUGCCUGGGGAAAAGGCAGAGUGCCAGUAUCUAGUAAAACUGGCAAAGUGGUUCAGGGAAACUAAGAGGCGGCAGUCGAGCCUUGUUGCGAUAGGUAAACCAACAGUUAGGGUAAUCGACUGUGAAACAGAGAAUAAUGUUUUAGUAUUGUAUUGCAUGGAGUUAAAGAGGUAUUUGAAGUUAUUGAUAGACACACAAGCACAGUUGUGUUUGCUCAAGAGAACAAGUAUCCCGAUAAAAAGUGCACUUAGAAUUAAUGAAGCAGAAAGGCUUCGGCUAAAAGGCCAGUGAAGCCAUCAGUACAAUAGGCACAGUACAGACACACUUAAAUGUGAACGGUACAGAAAAAGUAGGACAGAAAUUACACGUGUAUGGGAGAGGAUUAGAUAUUCCAUGUGAUGGAUUGAUGGGCAGAAAUUUAUUGAUAGAGCAUAGAGUCAAGCUAGAUUACACAGGAUUCAGAAGUAGGUGGGGAAAUAGGGCCCCGAGAGGAAGGAAUAAUGUUAUUGAAGGUGGAUGGAAAUGUACCACGGGGAAUCAAAAAAGAGAUGAUUAUUCCAAGGCAGUAGAUUGCACAGGGGGUGCAUGUACCUGGACCUUUAACAAAAGUGUGAAAGGGUAAAUGCAUAGUGAGUGCAUUGAACUUGUCAGAGGACAGAGUUCAGUUAGGAAACAUCAGGUUAGUGACGGAAGAAUUAGAAAGACUCGUAAAAAUAUGCUAAGUAAAAGGUGGCAUGGAUGUCGUAGGAAAGACGGAAAGUCAUGAUAGUGUGUUGCGAAGGCAAUUAAGAGUGGAUCACUUGAAUGCUGAAGAGAAAGGUGCUGUAUAGAGGUUUGCACGGAGUACAGAGAUGUAUUUCAUUUACCAGGUGACAAAUCGUCCCAUACUUCCACAGUGAAAUACAGAAUACCAAUUGCACAUGAACAUGCGGGGAAGGCAGUAAAUGUUAGACCGUAUAGGAUCCCUGAACCACAAAAUGAAGUGCUAAAGGAGCAGAUAGAGCAGAUGUUGAAAGAUGACAUUAUUGUCAAAAGUAAGAGUGCCUGGAACACACUGUUACUAUUGGUUCCUAAGAAGUUCAACACCAGUGGCAAGCAGAAAUGGAGAAUCGUAAUGGACUACAGAUAAUUAAAUGACAUCACUUUAGGCGAUGCAUUUCCACUACCGAAUAUCUCCGAUAUUCUGGACCAAUUAGGGCAAGCUAAGUACUUCUCAACGCUUGACCUCACAAGCGGAUACCAUCAAAUUUUGAUGGAUUAGGAGGACAGAGAGAAAACUGCAUUCAGCUGAAAUUAUCAACAUUACAAAUACAGAAUAAUACCAAUGGGACUGAAGGGAGCCCCAGGAUGUUUCCAGAGACUGAUGAAUGCAGUCUUGGCAGGUUUGCAAGGUGUGAAAUGUUUUGUAUGUUAGAUGACAUAGUACGCUAUGGGAAAAACCUGCAGGAGCAUAACAAAAAGCUCAGGGAAAUAUUUGACGGGUUGCGAGAGCACAAUUUGAUGCUGCACCCUGACAAGUAUGAAUUCCUGAAAAAGGAAGUAAUCUUUGUAGGUCACUGUAUUACUGACAAAGGGAUAUCAAUGGAUAUGGCAAAGGUGGAGAAGGUGAAGUUCUUCCCACAACUGUGAACAACCAAAGAAUUAAAUGGGUUUCUCGGAUUAAUAGGUUAUUACUGCUGUUUCAUUGCAAACUUCAGCAAAAUUUCAAAACCUUUCCAUGAGCUCUUAAAGGAAGGAAUGGAGUACAAAUGGAGAAAAUGACAGAACAAUGCGUUUGAGGAGCUGAAGGAGAAACUGAUAAACUCUCCACUACUUAAGUACCUUGAUUUUACGAAACAAUUUAUCAUCACAAUGAACGCGAGUAACGAAGCCUUGGGCGCCGUGUUAUUGCAAGGAAAAAAGGUUGGUGAAGACUUGCCCAUUUCAUAUGCAUCCAAAGCACAGAACAAGGUAGAAUUGAACUAUAGCACAAUGGAAAAGGAAUUGUUGGAUAUAGUGUACAUGGUAAAACAGUUCAGACCAUAUGUAUAUGACCGAAAGUUUACUGUAAUGACGGACCAUAAACCACUAACGUCGAUAUUUAGUGUCAAAGAUCCGACUUCGAGACUGCUGAAGUGGAAACUGAAGCUCGAAGAAUACAAAUACAAUGUAAUAUACAAACCAGGAAAGCUAAAUAAUAAUGUGGACGCGCUAAGCAGAAUAAGGCAUGAAGGGAAUGAAGAGUUAGAUGCGAAGCAGAGUAUGGAGAUGAGAAGAUCUCUGUAGCACAAGCAAGAGGGGAACAAAAUUACGUAAAGGUGCGGCAAGCACAAGUGUCGGCUGAAAUAGAAGAGGAAAUUAGUCCUGAGGAAAAGGAGAACAUGCUGAAAGAGAUGCAUGAUAAUCCCUUGGGAGGGCACCAGGGAAUGCACAGGACACUAAUAAGAAUGAAGGCUUACAGGCAGUGGCACGGGAUGAAACAGGAUAUUGAAAGUUACAUUCGGAAAUGUCUAUCAUGUAAAAGAGUAAAAACACACAGAUGAAAACAAGGAUGCCCUUAGAGAUUACAGAUACAGCAGAUACAGUAUUUGAAAAAUGCGUGAUGGAUAUAGUCGGUCCUCUAGAUGUAUACAGUACAGGCAAAAGGUACUUGUUAACAUUUUAGGAUGAUUUAAGUAAAUUUACGUUAGCAAUUCCAAUUGAAAAACAAGAUACCAAAACAGUAGCUGAAGCAUUUUUGGAACUCCAUCAGUCUUGUUAACGGAUCAGGGUUCAAAUUUUCUGAGUGACGUUUUUAAAAGUGUGUGUAAAUUGUUGAGGGUAAGCACAUACAUACUACAGCUUAGCACCCAGAAUCAAAUGGUGCACUAGAAAAAGGUCAUAGAAUACUUGUAGAGUAUCUCAGACACUUUGUAACAGGCAAUCAAAAUUCUUGAGACAAAUGGGUGCUGUAUGCAAUUUUUGUGUUCCACACUACACCACACAGCAGCACAGGUUACACACCAUUCAAGCUAUUGUAUGGAAGAAAGGUCAACAUACCAGGAAUACUGCAGCAUGAAACACAACAGUAAGCUACGAUUAUGAAUCGUAUGUAAAUAGGCUAAGAGCGAGAAUGCAGGAAGCCCACGUAGUGGCUGGAGACUCGACGAUUAUAAGGAGUAGGAAAAUCAGUAAAGGACAAUAAGACAUGAUGCAGAAUCAAGAGAAAAAGUAUCCCAGUGUGCAGUGUUACUGCACGAUGAGUCGGUGACACUUGGUAGAUCCCGGAAAUUAGAUUUGCAAUGGAGAGGUCCAUUUGAAGUAUUGAAAGUGGAAGGUCCUAAUGUAGUAAUAAAAAUUAAUAGAAAUAAGAAAACAAAAGUACAUGCCAAUAGGUUGAAACCGUUCUUUUAAAUUUCAGGUAUAACACUCAAGUGGAAAGUUGUGCAACUUAUCAUAGUGGUAGCCACAUACAACAUCACUGCAUCGGAGUAUGCAAUGAAUGAUUUUCAAGUGACACAGUUUCCGAGCUCCUCAGGAUUGUACUAUGAUAACGUAGGACAAGUAGAAAUAUAUAGUACUGCAUGGAGAAAUGUUACGUAUGUGAAUCUAGAUGCAAUAACAGAGAGGUUUCAGAAGGCCGAAAGGUAUGUUAGAACAACGGUACAAAGAUGCCGAGGGACAUUAAAGCAAAUAAAUGUAGGAUUAAUAGAGUGUAGGUUACUAGAUCAACAAGUAACACAUCACAUGGAAAAGAUCACAGGUCUGCAACAAUUAGUACAACAGCUGACCUAACAGAAAACUAGAAGGAAGAGAGGAGUAUUCAACUCUGUUGGAUAAGUAAGAAACAUACUGUUUGGAACAUUAGACAAAGCAGGUACAGCACACUAUAAAGAAAGAAUAGACACUAUGGAGAGAAAUUCAGAAGUGUCACAGAGGUUAACAAAGAAACAAGUGGCAGUGGUAAGGGCCACAUUGGCAGAAGUGAACAGGACAGUGUAUACGUUAGAAUAAAAAGAACAAGUUCUAAAAACAGACAUGCAAAGAUUAGAGCGAUUCAUGAGAGAAUAUGUGAAGGAAACAGACAUGGGUUUUAAAUGUGUAGUGUCCUUUGCCGCAGUGACAGAACAGGUAUUACAAUUAAUGCCAGUGUUUGGUCAAAUUGAGGAAGAAUACGAACAAAUGAUGAACACUAUUGUAAAUGCGAAAAAGGGGAUACUGCAGCCUCACAUCAUUAACCCAGUCCAGAUUGUAAAGUUCUUAAGUUUAAUACAGGAUGAACUAAAAGAUGUAAAGUUUCCUGUUCCUCUAGCUGAAUCCUCAGGUUACCUGUUACUAAGAAUAAUUGAUUUAGAUGUUUUCAUCUCGGGCAGCAUAUUAGGAUAUGUAAUUAACAUUCCCUUGAUAGAUAACAAUAAUUUUAAGCUGUGUAAAGUACUCCGAUUACCUAAAGAGAUCCCAGAGAUGAAAGGGAGUUACAUGUACAUACAGCCAGAAAAAGAAUUCUUACUAAUAGAUGAAUCCAAAUGGCAAUAAGCGAAAUUUUCUGUGGUCAAACUAAAAUGCAAAGAACUAAGUAAGAAUAGGUGACUGUGCAGACAGUCAUUUGCCUUCCUAUUAACAUUUGACCAUGAAGAGUGUGAAGCCAAGUUGGUGCAACUGGUGAGAAACAUUCCAGAAGAUUGUGUGCAAAAAGUGGUCACACUGAAUCAGAGCCUUUGAACACAUCUAAAUACCAGUGAAUGGCUAUAUGUAGCUCCUAAGGAAGAAGGUCUAAUGGUACUAUGUGGAAAGGAACCACCAAAGGACCUAAUAAUGAAAGGGGUAGGAAAAAUAAUUUUUUAUAGUAAAUGUAAGGGAUAUGGAACCAGUGUGUUCAUACAGACAGAGUAAUUCACAGUAAUGUAACAAAGGAAGACAUAAUACUGCAGAUUAAUCUAGAAUUUGAUUGUUGCGUUGUAAAUGAAGAAAAGCGAAAUGUCUCAAUGUUAACAUUAGUUUUACCAUUGGAUCACGUAGUAACGCAGUUGGACAAUUUAAAAAUUGCAGGAAAAAGAUUGGAUGAUAUCCAGAGAAUGGCAGAUAUACAGGAGAAAGAAUUGAACUAUUCCUGGUAUUUCACACACUAUUCCAUAACCACGAACGUGUCGGUAGCAAUAAUUAUCCUUAUUUUAAUAACGUGCUGUUGUAAACUAUGCAGAUAUUGCAAAGGGUGUUUUAGAAGCAUAUGGAAAUAUUUUGAAGAUCAUGAUUGUUGUGAUAAAGUAUGCUUAAGAAAUACCAUUCUGAACCAGUACCCAGAAACUUGUUUUACUAGAAGACAAAGUAAUAAAGGGACUGAAGAUGUAAUAAUUUAUGAAAAGUGUGGAAAAGGCCAAGAAGAGGCAGUCUUGUUCAUAAGCAGACGUUAAAUAACAGUAAAUGAUAAAAAUAUGUAUACCAAAAGUGUAAUUUUAAAACAUUAAAUUAGUUGUCUUAUGAAAUGUGUAAUGUCACUGUAUGAGUGUUUAGUGUUCUUGUUCAUGCUUAAUGAAGUUGCAUUUGCAAUGUAAUUGUAUGUAUCAAUGUUUAAUGAAAACUGGAUGUUAUCCAUGUAUAAUGUAAUUGUUUUUUACCUAAGUUUACCAAGUGUGUAAUGAAAAUAUAACAUGUCAAGAGCUGAUGUAACAAACCAAUGCAAAAUCUGUAAAGCACGUAAUCAAAAGGAAAAUAAAAAAA